CCCAGGUCCUCUAUUGUCGUCCUCUGCACAUCUGGAAGGCUAUGAUGGGUAUGAAUGUGACCACUUGGAGGUUGCAGCUAACUUGUUACUUCUUCCUAGAAGACCAUCCUUUAGAAGUAGGAAAACUUCUCUACAUGGUGAUUGAGUCCAAGGGACAAGACACGUUAUAGAAAGACAUGGAUGAAAGCAGCUCAGGGGGUCCCAGACGCAUGCUUCCUGUAGUCUAGUCCAGGGAAACCCUUCCGUGGGGCCCUGGCAUUCUGGGAUGUCGCCAGUUCUGGACGCAUGGCUAAUUCCUGAAUGAUGAUGGUUCGUCGGGGGCUGCUGGCGUGGAUCUCUCGGGUGGUGGUUUUGCUUGUGCUUCUCUGCUGUGCCAUCUCCGUCCUCUACAUGUUGGCCUGCACUCCGAAAGGCAACGAGGAGCAGCUGGGGCUGCCCAGGGCCAACAGUCCCACAGGGAAAGAAGGGUACCAGGCUGUCCUGCAGGAGUGGGAGGAGCAGCACCGCAACUACAUCAGCAGCCUCAAGAGGCAGAUAGCGCAGCUCAAGGAGGAGCUGCAGGAGAGGAGCGAGCAGCUCAAGAGUGCACAGUAUCAUGCCAGUGAUGCCGUGGGCCUGGGGCCUGACCGAGGCCCUCCUGAGAAAACCCAGGCUGACCUGCUGGCCUUCUUGCACUCCCAGGUGGACAAGGCAGAGGUGCACGCCGGUGUCAAGCUGGCCACCGAGUAUGCCGCAGUGCCUUUCGAUAGUUUCACCCUGCAGAAAGUGUACCAGUUGGAGAUGGGUCUGACCCGCCAUCCUGAAGAGAAACCUGUGAGGAAAGACAAGCGGGACGAGUUGGUGGAAGCUAUUGAAUCAGCCUUGGAGACCCUGAACAGCCCUGCGGAGAACAGCCCGAAUCAACGUCCUUACGCGGCCUCGGAUUUCAUAGAAGGGAUCUACCGCACAGAAAAGGAUAAAGGCACUUUGUAUGAGCUCACGUUCAAAGGGGACCACAAGCACGAAUUCAGACGACUUGUCUUGUUUCGACCGUUUGGCCCUAUCAUGAAAGUAAAAAAAGAAAAGCUCAACAUGGCCAACACGCUUAUCAACGUUAUCGUGCCACUGGCAAAGAGGGUGGACAAGUUCCGACAGUUCAUGCAGAACUUCAGGGAGACGUGCAUCCAGCAGGAUGGGAGAAUUCAUCUAACUGUUGUUUACUUUGGGAAGGAAGAAAUGAAUGAGGUCAAAGGAAUACUUGAAAACACUUCUAAAGCUGCCAACUUCAGGAACUUCACCUUCAUCCAACUGAGUGGAGAAUUUUCCCGGGGAAAGGGACUCGAUGUCGGAGCCCGCUCCUGGAAGGGAAGCAACGUCCUUCUCUUUUUCUGUGACGUUGACAUCUACUUCACCUCGGAAUUCCUCAAUACGUGUCGGCUGAAUACCCAGCCAGGGAAGAAAGUAUUUUAUCCAGUCCUUUUCAGUCAGUACAAUCCUGGCAUAAUAUACGGCCAUCACGAUGCAGUCCCUCCCUUAGAACAGCAGCUGGUCAUAAAGAAGGAAACUGGAUUUUGGAGAGACUUUGGAUUUGGGAUGACAUGUCAGUAUCGGUCAGACUUCAUAAAUAUAGGUGGGUUUGAUUUGGACAUCAAAGGCUGGGGUGGAGAGGACGUGCAUCUCUACCGCAAGUACCUGCACAGCAAUCUCAUAGUGGUGCGGACACCUGUGCGAGGACUCUUCCACCUCUGGCAUGAGAAGCGCUGUGUGGACGAGCUGACCCCCGAGCAGUACAAGAUGUGCAUGCAGUCCAAGGCCAUGAACGAGGCCUCCCACGGGCAGCUGGGGAUGCUGGUCUUCAGGCAUGAGAUAGAGGCUCACCUUCGCAAACAGAAACAGAAGACAAGCAGCAAAAAAACAUGAACUCCCAGGGAUAGAUUUGGGGAGAUGUUUCAUUUUUUUUUCCUUUUGCAAUUACCAGACAAGUGGCUGCAAUAAGGAAAAGAUUUCCAUAAAAGAUUAAAAAAAAAAAAAAGAAUUUGACUGAUUAGUAAGAGAGGAGGGAGACAGAGCUUCCAAUUUCUGCCUAUUUGGCUUUUAUGCAACAGGAAUUGAAAUCUCCCACUUUUGCCUGCAAAAGUAGCCCAAAUGCAUCCAUGCAGUGUCUGACAAAGGCAGAAUGAUUGUGAGAUUAUAAGCCUGAUAGCUUAUAAGGGUUGUUUUGAUUGUGUUUGCAGCAAAGUGAAUCUAUUGUUUUCUAUGCUCACUGAAAUCUUAAUUAAGAUCAGUUUUAUAGAAGGGUCAUUACAUGAAAGGCGAGCAGAUAUCACCCCAUAUGAAUGAUUAUUUCAGUAGGACUCUUGUGUCUAGGAAUGCUAAAAUAUCAGAUGGCAGGUGAGGAGACCAUGUGAAAUUCAAAGAUACCCUCAUUACAAUCCUCGUGAGUAUAUUAAGCAAAACCAAAUGGACUCAAACAGAAAAGAAACCAUAACUAUUAUGUAAUCUGCCCUAUAGAUUAACCAAAAAUAAUCUGCUCGUCUUCUGGUUGUAGUUUUAACCAUCUCUAUUUGUUAAUUUUAUUUAAAAAUGCACUUUUUUUUUGCUUAUGAGUUGUAUUUUGCUUAUUUAAUGACCAAUUUGCAAGCCUUACUAAGAGAGCACAAGUUAGCAUACACUUUUAUAUUUUUUAAGACGAUACUUUCAGAUGCAGUAUGAGAACUUUCAAUUCAGAGCAUCAGAUCGAUACUCAAAUCCGAGGACAUGCCAAAUGCUGACCCUGUCAAGCACCGAAUGCCAAACCUUCAUCAAGGUUUGGGGCCACUGAUGGAUUGAGACAUAGAUAUAUUUUACCAAACCUUCAUCAAGGUUAUGCCAAACCUUCAUCGAGGCCGGCACGGUUUGGGGCCACUGAUGGAUUGAGACAUAGAUAUAUUUUACCCGAAGAGUAUUUCCGAAGAAGAGCAACUGAAAACUCAACACUGGACGGAAAGAGAAAUAUACUUUUUACCUUAACAGAAAAAGAAACUCAUUCAGACUGGUGGUAUCUCGAUUUAUUCAAAAGUCAGAAAACACAUUUGCUCCUCAGAAGAACCAGGGACCACUUUCUUACCUGUUUAAAUAAACCAAAGUAUACUAUAUGAAUCAAACAAUCUUUUUUCAAAGCAGGGUGCUCUUCCUGGCUUCUGGCUUUCAUGAGAAGAAUCGGAGAAAAAUGAAUUUUGUGAAAGAUCACUCCAUCUGCCGGGGUCUAGUGGGAUGGAAGAUUUUGCUACAUGUUCACCCACCCCAGUCUAGGGGGAAGUAACUUGAUUAUUUUUUAAAUUAAGUAGUUCUACUCAGUCACCAAGAUGCUUCUGAAAAUUGCAUUUCAUUAAA
This is a messenger RNA of Pteropus alecto (black flying fox), 3351 nucleotides long. It is a transcript of the gene CSGALNACT1, whose product is annotated as chondroitin sulfate N-acetylgalactosaminyltransferase 1. Bases 301 to 1899 code for a protein of 532 amino acids. Gene Ontology annotation, cellular component: Golgi cisterna membrane. Gene Ontology annotation, molecular function: glucuronosyl-N-acetylgalactosaminyl-proteoglycan 4-beta-N-acetylgalactosaminyltransferase activity. Lineage: Eukaryota; Metazoa; Chordata; Mammalia; Chiroptera; Pteropodidae. The transcript is spliced from 7 exons. The record is from RefSeq and is a predicted model, not a curated record.